Messenger RNA from Mixia osmundae IAM 14324, 2525 nucleotides. Its product is annotated as polysaccharide lyase family 14 protein. Lineage: Eukaryota; Fungi; Basidiomycota; Mixiomycetes; Mixiales; Mixiaceae. The coding region runs from base 271 to 2481 and encodes 736 amino acids. The record is from RefSeq and is a predicted model, not a curated record. The transcript is spliced from 3 exons.
GCCGCGGUUUGGUGAGAAUCUACGUCUACCGCGAAGAGGGUAUAAGACCGGGCGAGACGUCAGUCUGCUCACCUUGGUCUCCUUUGAUCAACUUGUCAAGAGGCAGCGCUUCAUUGCGUCCUUGUCUCGUACUUGCCAGUUGUCGACUCGCCUCAAGCAGGCCUCGAGAGCAGCGCUUCAUUGCGUGUUUGUUCUCGUCGCCGUCACAUCAGCCCCAAGCAAGUAGCAAGCAAAGUCAAAGCACACAAGGAGGAUCGGCCGUCUGCAAAGAUGUCACCGAGCCAACACAAUACCAAGACUCGCAGAGCGGCAACAUGGCUCGCCUUGAGCGCUGUCGCGGCAUCGAUGAUGAGCGUCUCUGCUGCUCAUCUCGACAAGAAGGCACAACACGCUUUCCACCGCCCGAGCGAACAUGCCGGUCAUGGUGCGGCCGAGUGGGUCAGCUUAGGCUCUGGAUUUACCGAUAUUCCGGCAAAGCCAACCGCUUUUGGCGGAGUCGGCAAGAUCGCAGUGUCCGCUCACUCUUUCGUCAACGAUACCCCAACGGGUACCUACACGCUCAACCUACGUACCGUUGGUAAGAUCGUCAACAAUGGCGACGGCAGCGAUACUUCGUCUGGCACGUCGUCCGAUCAAACCAAUAGCACCCUAUCGUCUACCACUUCAGUGGGCGCACCCACGACUACUUUUGCCCUUGCCCCAGAGGCAACAGAGCUCGUCAAUACCAAGAACCCCAAGGCAGCCCUCGAGGCAUCGGAAGAAGCAACUGCAACAACCUCUUCGCGCUCUGCCAGCGCGAGCGCAUCUGCGACGACCGUGCCUGCAGGCGAGCCCACCGCAGCACCUGCUCCUUCGUCCUUGGGUGUCAAACUAGUCACAUCGUCCGAAGCCAAUCUGCCGACGCCUCUCAAAGCUUGGCAUGGUCCUGGCUCGAUGACUGCAAUCUCUGAAUGGACGACCGCGUUCAAGUUCAACCACUGGGCGUGGGGCAGCGACAAUGUCAAGAUUCAGAAGGGCAACCCUCCUGCUAGUCAGUGGUCAUCGGCUGGCAAGGCUUCCGAUGACUAUGUCAACAAGAACAACUCGCUCAAGGCGCUCUAUCCCAAGGGCACCUGGUCGCCGGGCAACAAGCCUGUCGGUGGCUUUGGCUUCAACGCAAUACCCAUGCCGAUCUCUGGAAGCAACAAUGUCUCGCUCGCCUACAGUGUCUUCUUCCCGAAGGACUUUGACUUUGUGCUCGGCGGCAAGCUUCCAGGUCUCUAUGGCGGCCAUACUGCAUGCUCUGGCGGUGUGGCAGCUGAAGACUGCUUCUCAACCCGUUUGAUGUUCCGCAAGAACGGCAUGGGCGAGCUCUAUCUCUAUGCUGCCCGAGACAAGCAGGUCGAAGCACUCUGUACCCUCCCUCCGCUCAGUUGGUGCGAUGCCGUCUACGGCAUGUCAAUCGGUCGUGGCAGUUGGACGUUCAAAACGGGCGAAUGGACCAACAUCCGUCAGGACAUCUGGCUCAAUACGCCCGGCAAGGCCAAUGGAGGCUUCAACAUCUGGGUCAAUGACGAGCUCAAACUACACUCUGAUACCGUCUUCUAUCGAGGCGCUCGAGGUGCAAGCAGCGGUACCGUCAAAGUUGGCGGCUACGUCUUGCUGUUUGAUUCCAAGGUCAAUCCUGGCUUCUCGACCUUCCCUGCACCAGCGGGCGCACCUCAAGUCGCCCCUACGUGUGCACCGACCGCUGUGACCAUUCCAGGCGAAACCGGUGAGCUCAUUGGCAGUGUCUCCGGUGUCGCUACCGCAACUGCGACAUCGUCGCUGUCCGUUGGUCCUAUCAAGGCUGGUGUCCGAACAAAGACGCUCACCAAGACCCUCACUCGUCACGUCACGAUCACGGACUACAAAACGAAGACGGCCGAGACAAAGCUUGUGACCGAGCAUAGCACGACCACUAAGGAAGUGCGCAGAUACAAGACAGUCACUGUGACGCCCACUGCUCAAGCUAAGAUCAUUGCCAAUCCGUCUGCGUUCCGCUUCAUUUCUGCUACCUCUGCCAAAUUCUCUACAACAGAGAUGCCCUCGUCUGCGCCAACAGCAGCGCCGACCCUGGUGCUUCAGCAGCGCGCGUUCAAAGUGACGACGAAGACAGUCCACAAGACCGUCUUCAGGACAAAGUAUCACACUACGACCAAGACGCGCACCAUCCACCCUACAAAGACGAUCGAGGCUGUCAGGACGAAGACGACGACGGAGCAUCGUACGAAGACGACGACUGUAGGCGUAGCAGCCUCGACGUCGACAGCGAUCGCCAAGGGCACUGGCUCGGGUAGCAAAGCUGUCGCCAAGGCAUGGAAUGCGUCUAACUCCAAGACGGACACGCAAGUGCUCGGCAUCAUGGCGGACACCUUUUUCGGUGGCUCAACGAAGCAAUACUCAAGUCCAAGGGAUCAGAACAGUUGGUUCCGCGAUUUCUCAAUAUAUGUGUGGUCUUGAUCUUCACCAACACUCGACAACUUCGACACGACCUUGUUGGCUGC